Loa loa (African eye worm) is the source of this 462-nucleotide messenger RNA. RefSeq lists its product as hypothetical. Bases 1 to 462 code for a protein of 153 amino acids. The record is from RefSeq and is a predicted model, not a curated record. NCBI's taxonomy places the organism in Eukaryota, Metazoa, Nematoda, Chromadorea, Rhabditida, Onchocercidae. Gene Ontology annotation, molecular function: protein binding. The transcript has 4 exons.
AUGAUUUUCGGAGUUUUCCGACAAGUACAUGAACGAGAAUUGAGAAUGAUCACGUAUAACUCAGUUUUAAUGGACAUGCAGUUGGAAGCGCUUGAUUUGUCAUACAAUGACAUCAAAAUAAUCCCGAGCAUCGAUUUGAGACAACUUGGUCUACGUACCCUGAGUUUACACACUGAGAUUGGUUUAUCUUACAGCUCUAAACUGCGAAUUUUAGAACAGUUUGUAUUUUCUCAUAUACCAAAUUUGCGUGCUGUCAAUCUAAUCUACUCCAAAUCAUUCACUUAUCUAUCACCGCAUAUCUUUAUCAAGAAUACUCUAGGCGUUUUACACUGCACGCCAGAGAUUUUACGAGAUGAAUUGUUAUCCGUGAUGUCACAAGGCUUUUUUGAUCACAAUCCUUUGCGUUGCGGCUGUAUCAUUAAAUUUAUUGCAAAGGAUAUAACACAUCUUCGCAAUCUAUAA